AUGUUUACAAUCGUUUCCGUAACCAUUGGAUGCUAUUUAAUGUCUGCAGCUGUUCGUUUAGUAAUUCUUCCACCUUUCCAUUUGGGGGAAAUUAAUGUUUGGAUAAUUGAAUUAGCCUUUGGAACUUUAUUGAAUUUAGGGGUUGCUUUAAAUGCUGUCGUUCUUUAUAUCUGCAGCCAAGAAUAUCGUAAAUGUUUUAAUCGUGAAUUAUUACUUUUUGGGUCUCUUUUUGGAAUUAUUCGACGUGUAUCAAUUUUUUCUGUCACUGGUUUUCGAUCAACUACAUUAAAUAAUCCCGAAAUAAAUAAUAAUAAUAAUAAUCAAACUGAAGGGACGAAGAAAAAUAUUAAAAGAAAUGGAAAUAGAGUUGCACCUUGUGAUCAAUUUUAA
This is a messenger RNA of Meloidogyne enterolobii, 390 nucleotides long. NCBI's taxonomy places the organism in Eukaryota, Metazoa, Nematoda, Chromadorea, Rhabditida, Meloidogynidae. The record is from the annotation of a GenBank genome assembly.